AACAAUCUGAAGAGUACUGAAGGUGCUUUUGAUGUAUCAAACAUAUCUAUAAAUAAUACAAAACAACUUUCUGCAUGGCAUGAAUAUGCAUGUGGUUGUAAUCAAGCAACAACGUGUAUCAUUAUCUAUCGUCGUUGCGUUAUUAGAAAUCAUAUAUAUCAUUCUAUUAAUUAUCUUAAACGUCAAUCAACUAUCAGCUAUUUCGUGCAAUACGCCGACGAUGAUCGUAAUUUAUAUUUCGGAUCAGUCGAGUAUUUUUUCACUUUCAAAAAUUCAACUUUUGCACUCAUCAAUAAUUAUCCUAUUCAAAAACCGUUUUCCGAUCUUUUUGCAUCUUCUUCUUCUUAUCAUUUAUUAUUAUCUAAAUGCAUUAAUUCUUACUUUUAUAUACUUGAAGAAAAUUGUUCAUCAUGUCAUCACGUGCCGAUGCAGAAAAUAUUGAACUUAUGUGUUGUUUUUGAAAAAGACAAUUAUAUUAUUGUGACACCUAUUUCAGAAGCUUAUGAACAUGAUUAAACCAGGAAUAUAUUUGAUUCCAUAUUUAUUCAUUAAUGAUGAAUCUCAUAAAGCUUUUUUUUUAUUCCUUUAUUCAAAAAUAUCCUAUUUUUGUAGAUCAAUCGAAAAUCUACAUGCAUCUGUUCUAAGCAUCCAUGGCAAAUAAAAGCAUUCUGGAGGACCCCAUGUAAAAUCGAUAUUGCAGUUACGUAACUCGAAAGAAAUUGGAUCCCAAAUUAUGAUAAAUUUUAUUUAUGUAUGAUUUUUUUUCUUGAAAACUUCUCGAUUUAUGUAUAAAAUAGAUUUAUACACAUAUGUUCUUUAUAAAUAGUGACUGAAUCAGAUAGAAACUUCACAGAAACGCACAGUUUUGUUGGAGAAUGUUUCAGAUAUAUUUUUGUUUAUCAUGAACGUUUCCUCAGAUACUAAUGUAGGUGGGCGUAAGCGUGUGCCACGUGUUGUGUUUACACCAACACAAAAUGUAUCGAAUAGAAUCUCAUAUUACUAUCUUGUAUUCUUCAAUGAAACUGAAUCAUAUCAAAUUGUUGCACGAAGUAGCAUCAAAAAGAUUGAUGAUCAAGGUUCAGUAACGCUCGCAAUUCGUAACAAAUUGUUGAAGGGACAAAUUAUUCUUUCUGGUAUUUUUAUUUUUGAUCAUUUAGUUAAAUCUCUUUUAUUCUCUGUUCCUAGGUUCUCUUGACGUCUGCGAAAAGGAACUCAGUCGAAGGACGCGCUUGUCGCAACAGGAUAUCAAUAACAGUAAACUUCUUUUCACAUUCUCUUAUAUUACUUUUUGAUGCUGUAGACGAAAUCGAUACAGGUGAAGUUGAUGAUGAAGAAGAUAAUUCUGCAAUGAUGAUUGCAACACAACAGCCGAUAACAACACAGUCUCGUUUUCAGACUGCUUCAUCGAUUACAUUCGAUUCGCAAUCAUCUCGUACGUAUUUUAAAAUGAAAUAUUGGUUGAUAUUGUUUUUUAACCGGAUAAAUGCUAACUUUUCAGCAGAGAGCGAUGAAGUAGAAAAGGAAAAUUACGACUCGGACAGUUAUAUUUUUGAUUACCGUUGGAAUUCAGCAGCAAAAAAUGGUGUAAAUAAAAGAAAAUCUAAAUCUAAUUCCAUAAAUCAAAAACGAAAACGAAUGGAUAAUAAAAGUUAG
Molecule: messenger RNA, 1653 nt
Organism: Rotaria sp. Silwood2
Lineage: Eukaryota; Metazoa; Rotifera; Eurotatoria; Philodinida; Philodinidae
Source: the annotation of a GenBank genome assembly